AUGCCACCCAGAUUAGAGACAAUGCAGCGUCUAGGCGCUAUGAAGCUCUGCCUUCGACCUGCGACAACCGCGUCCAGGACGUCACUCACGCCGCUCAUCCAGACGGCCAACCUCUCGCAGCGAGAGCGCACGCGCAAGGCCAAGCAGGACCCGUACCGAUGGGCGCAGGCGCAGCAGCGCAAAAACGCCAACCUCAAGCGCCGGGGCGAGCUACAGGCCGAGCGAGACUCCCUCCUCGGCGACCCCAUCUGGGGCCGCACGACACCUUUUCUCGAAUCCCUCAAGACCGCCGACCAGCCCACCGCCGUCGCCGACGGCAGCGCGACCGGCGAGACGCCGCGCAGCCACUACCUCACCGACGCCGAGAUUGAUGAAGUGGCGCAACACGCGCACGCGCUGACCAAACCCGUCGUCGGGGCCGUCAGCUCGCAGAUUGACGAGCCCCUCGGCGAGGGCGCGGCCUCUCAGCAUGAUGAGCGGCACGCGCGCGCCGUCGAGGCGCUCCGCCGCAUCACCGCCCUCGACAACGGCUGCAAAAAGGACCGCUACCAUUUCAACGUGCGGCGCAUCGUCGACGAGUUUGGGCGGCACAGCACCGACGGCGUGGUGGCGCCAAAACCCGCCUCCAUUAACCCCAACACCGUCGAGAUGCCCCCGCGCGCCGGGCCCGACACCGGCUCGUCCGAGGUGCAGGUGGCCAUCCUCACGGCCAAGAUUCGCAACCUCGCCGAGGCGCUGUCGGAGAAUCGCGGCUACAAGGACAUCCACAACAAGCGCAACCUGCGGCUCAUGCUACACAAGCGCCAGAAGCUACUCCGGUACAUGGAGAAGAAGGAAAAGGGCAGCGGUCGCUGGACAAACAUGAUUGAGAAGCUGGGCCUGACGCCGGCCAUGUGGAAGGGGCAGAUUGAGCUGCGAUAA
Messenger RNA from Beauveria bassiana ARSEF 2860, 921 nucleotides. Its product is annotated as ribosomal protein S15 precursor-like protein. Lineage: Eukaryota; Fungi; Ascomycota; Sordariomycetes; Hypocreales; Cordycipitaceae. Bases 1 to 921 code for a protein of 306 amino acids. The record is from RefSeq and is a predicted model, not a curated record. The transcript has 2 exons. Gene Ontology annotation, cellular component: ribosome. Gene Ontology annotation, biological process: translation. Gene Ontology annotation, molecular function: structural constituent of ribosome.